CGACAUGGCCUACCGCUACUCUUUAUUCUUUGGAUGUGUCAUGCACUCGUGCAUUUUGUUCGACGAAUGCGAGUCAUCUUUGUCGCGGGUGUGCUACAAGGUCCUAUUCUAACGCGAUUGAAGGCACGUACGGCGAUUCUCAAUAAACGUUUCAUGUUCUGGGUAUGUUGAUCUUGAACGGAGGUCGUUGCUGACAUAAUUUUAAAAACGUGCGUUCCUUUUUCGCUCUAUUUAAAUUAGUUGUAGUGCGUCAAAAAAAUAGGUAAUAUUUUAUUGGAAUUUCGGGCGGAUUGUGUUGAAUUUUUAUUUUGUAAUUGUGGGCACUUUAAGUGGGACAUGUCAUAAGUGGUUGGUUGUUUGUCUCUGAGAGAAUAAGAAAGUGAACAUGUAAAUAAUAAUGUCGUAUUAAGAAAGUUGUGUAUUUGGAAGCGAUAUCUCGAACGUGUAGAUGGAUUGAAAUAGAAUAAAAGUGAUUGGCCAUGAAGGGGUGGUUCGAUGCAUUUCGAUACGAUGGUGGGCCUACCCUUUACAGUUUCAACAAUCGUACUUCAGUGACCGGUGACGUCACGUUCAUUACGUUUAUCGCUACAUUUUGCACCCUUUACGUGGCAUUUCUAAUUAUUUACUUUGGCAUAAGAAAAGAGAGAUGCUCAACUUUUUGUGCUGUGACGUUGAGUUUAUUUAUAGGAGCUACUAUUUUAAUUACCUUAUAUGGAUCAGCGUGGCAUAUAACAAAAUCCCCCAUAGUAAGCACCUAUCAAGCAUUCUCACAAGAAAAAUUGACAGCUGAUAUUGGUAUUUACGUAGGACUAAAUCAUGUAAAUAUUACUUUACAAGCGAAUUCCAGUAAGGAAUGGAGUGAUAUAGACUUUAAUGAGCAAUUCAUGUGGGUGGACGCUAACCAAAUGCAGAGCAGUUUCAAAGAGGCCAUAAUAAAGGGACUACCCUUUCCUAUUUUGACUGUAGCAGAAUAUUUUACGACUGGCCAGGAUGGAUUGGCUUGGGGUCGGCAAUACAGAACGGCUGGAUAUUUUGCUAUUAUUAUGCUAUGGACUUCUUUUGUGACAUGGGUGUUAAUGAACCUUAUGCUAAUUGUGGUGCCGAGAUACGGAGCUCUUUUGAUGACCUUGUGUGGGUUCCUUUUGUUGUCAACUGUAUGUGGGUAUUUCGGAAUGUUACCGGAACCACCGCUUGUCGUCUACGUAGAAGGAACCAAGUUGAAUUUUUCGUUCGGCUGGUGUUAUUGGCUGGUACUCAUAGCAGGUGGUGUUUGCCUAUUAGCCGGCGUCAUAAUAACCACACUAGAAAUAAUCAAUCCGCACAGUUUUUCGACCAUACUAGAAGUAGAUUACGACACGCCAUUUGACAGACACGUAAUUAUAGAAGAUAGCAGGGGAAAACGAUUCGAAAAGAAGAAAACGAAUACUAGUCUAGAAGAAGCGAAUUCGUUAGGUAGAAUUUUGAGGAGACUGAAUUCCAAGAAUAAAGAAGAAGAAGAAACGAAUAAAACUAGUAAUACAUCGAAUACAAACGAAGAAUUUCGUCUCGAACCAAGUCCAUGGACUUAUCCUUAUAAAAAGAACGAUUCCUGUUCUUCAGUAUCGAUAAUUUCUUCUACAAUGUCAAUACCUGCUUCUCCAGUCUGCAAAGAUCAAUUAAGAUAUAACAUCGACCCAGUGCAGAUGUGGUGAUAACAUAUUUGAAACUUUAGUGCAAUCGUUUUGACUAGUAUUUAAAGUGAUUUUAUUGUGAUAUGUCAUAAGAAUGGCCA
This is a messenger RNA of Psylliodes chrysocephalus, 1771 nucleotides long. Lineage: Eukaryota; Metazoa; Arthropoda; Insecta; Coleoptera; Chrysomelidae. The record is from the annotation of a GenBank genome assembly.